Messenger RNA from Hyphopichia burtonii NRRL Y-1933, 1557 nucleotides. RefSeq names its product MFS general substrate transporter. The record is from RefSeq and is a predicted model, not a curated record. Lineage: Eukaryota; Fungi; Ascomycota; Pichiomycetes; Serinales; Debaryomycetaceae. Gene Ontology annotation, biological process: transmembrane transport. Gene Ontology annotation, cellular component: membrane. Bases 1 to 1557 code for a protein of 518 amino acids. Gene Ontology annotation, molecular function: transmembrane transporter activity. The transcript has 4 exons.
AUGGUGGAAAAGAUCCAGAAAGAGCAGAUUCGAGUGGAGGUUGAUGGAAUAAAUGAACAUUCCUCGAACUUCACAGAGGAAAAAGUGGUUUUUAACGAUUUCUACAUUAGCAGAGAGAAAAGAUGGAAUUUAUUCUGGACAUCGAAAUCUCCUAAAAGUUCGAAAAUUGAUGCUCCUUUUUAUCUUUGGAAUCCCAAAGAAUUAUCCAAAGAAGAAAAAAAGGUUUAUGUCAAAGUGGAUUGCAUAAUUUUGACCUAUGUCUGCUUGUCAUUCUUUGUAAGAUACCUCGAUUAUGCUAACGUCAGUAAUGCUUGGGUCCUGGGAAUGCCGGAGGAAUUGAAUUUAGCUCCUAAUGCUCUAGUCAUUUUAAAUAAGGUGUUUUAUGUUUUGUAUGCUAUUUUCGGAGUAUUGGGUCCAAUCGCUCUAACUAGAUUUGAGCCAAAGCUUGUGUUGCCAAUUAUAGAGAUAUCGUGGGCAAUAUUUUGUUUAUUAUGUGGAGUUGCUUCUCAUAACUUCAAAAGUUUAUUGGUCUUUAGAUGCUUUCAAGGUGCUUUAGAAGGCUGCUGUUUUCCAUGUAUUCAUUAUAUUUUAGGUAGCUUUUACCCGCAUAGCUUAUUAAGCUCGCGUACUGCAAUAUUCAUUGCUAGUGGUGCUGCAGGAACAAUGUUUGGGGGUUAUAUACAAUCGGGAGUUUAUGCAACAUUGAAUGGGAGAUAUGGAUUGGCAGGUUGGAGAUGGAUCUUUAUAGUUGAUGCCAUUAUCACUGUUGUACCGGUUGCUAUAAUAGGAUUUAUAUUACCAGACUUUCCUAACAAUUAUCCUAAAAAGAAUUUUUUUUUUAAUAAACGAGAAUAUGAGAUAUUAAGGAAAAACUUAGCAGUUGUGAAAAACGUUAGAGAAAACAAAGAGUUCAGUUGGAAACAAAUAAAAAAUGUCUUUGCUUCGUGGCAAUUCUGGGUUUUCAACGCAGGGUACACCUUAAAUCAUCUCCCGAGUGAUGCAGGUUCUUACUGGGGUGUAGUGCUUGAAAAAUUAGAUUAUAACGUUUAUCAGAGAAACAAUAUUCCUACGAUCCAAUCUGCUGUCAAUAUCGUAGUAACUGUUCUUACUGGAUGGUUUUGUGAUGUGCGUAAAAAGAAAUGGGAAGUCAAUUUGUUUGUUUCAGUAGCUUGGUUGGUGGGGUUGAUUAUUCUAACUAUAUAUGAUGUUCCUCGGUCGGCGCUAUUUGUUGGAUACUCCUUGCAAGGCUUCUCGGGUGCAGCAAGCUCUAUUAUGGUGAGUUGGACUAACGAAAUGUGUCGAGAAAACCCAAUUCUCAGAAGUAUAACCUUGGGCAGCUUGAAUCUCAUUAUGAUAAUUCCAUCUACUCCCUUGGGUAUCUUUCUUUUCACAACUGCAAAAGCUCCUAGGUAUCGCGCUGGUAUGUUGUAUUCUUUGAUAGUUCUUAUUGUAUCAACACUUUUCACUUUUGUUAUUAUUUUAUUUGAUAGAUAUCAAAAUAGAAUAAGAGAUUUUUAUAACGAAAAGGUGAAUUCAGAAAAUCAAAGCAAUGAGUAA